This is a messenger RNA of Suillus paluster, 732 nucleotides long. RefSeq lists its product as uncharacterized. The record is from RefSeq and is a predicted model, not a curated record. Lineage: Eukaryota; Fungi; Basidiomycota; Agaricomycetes; Boletales; Suillaceae. Bases 1 to 732 code for a protein of 243 amino acids. The transcript has 7 exons.
AUGAAACAAGUUAACACAGUAAUCAUUCUGUCACUUGGUCUUGAUCUCAAUGAUCAAAAAAUAUCUGAGUCAACAGCAUGGCACUGGCUAGUGAAACUUGGAUACAAGCUGAAAGAAGUAAAAAAGGGUGUCUAUGUUGAUGGUCAUGAGCAUGAAGAUGUGGUUGCUUACUGUCAAAAUUUCCUGGAACAAUUCACUGCAAAUGAAAGUCAUACCUACCAGGAUGAGGACCUCGAACCAGUUGAACCAGUUCUUGCCCAUGGAGAGAAGCUACAUAUACCCAUAAUGCAUGACAAGAAGAUGCCACUUCAAAAAAAAGGUCAUGGGCAUGCAAUCCAUGUCUCCAACUUUAUUGUUGAGCAGACAGGGAGGCUCGUGCUAUCAGAGGCUCAACUUCAUCAAAAUGCCACACUGCCUGAAAGGCUUUGUGGAUGGCAUCAAACAAUGAACUUUGCUGGUGACCUCACACCAGAUCAUCCUGACUUUGAGUUUUGUGGUCAGCCGAAGGGAAUGUAUUUUGAAGGUGGCAAAUGGAGGGAAGGCUGUUGGGGAGUGUCAGACAUGCAAGUUGUUGUGGGAAGCUCAGGAAAAAUUAUGUCACAAGCAAUCAAACCAGGACUCAAACAACAAACAAUAAGGGAAAUGGAGAGGAGUCAACCAGAAGGUUUUAUAUACUAUGAGAAUCAUGCAUGGACCAAGACAAGAAAGGUAGUUCAAGGGUAUAGGGUUUAG